Molecule: messenger RNA, 2441 nt
Organism: Cuscuta campestris
Lineage: Eukaryota; Viridiplantae; Streptophyta; Magnoliopsida; Solanales; Convolvulaceae
Source: the annotation of a GenBank genome assembly
UCAAAAGGCCAGGGAUUUUGUGAGACUCCAGAGCUGGUUUCUUUCUCGGUUCAUCUUCUCCAUCUUUUCCGCCGGCGGAUCUUCAUCUUCUCGAUCUCCUGCUUUUCCGGUAGAGCUUCCGCCUCUUACUCCUCAUCUCCUUCCCUUUCUUCCUCUUUUCUCCAUCUCUCCAGGUAUGUCCUUUUAACACCAUCCUUCUUCAUCUUUGUCCCCUUUGCCUUCUUGUUCUACUUGUGUUUGUGUGUGUUUUUUGAGAAUGUUGACUUUUUUAUUCUCUUUUGGUGUGUUCAAUUAUAGAUUUCUAGGUUAAUAUGGUUAUACCAUCUAUGUGUUUGAAGAAAUGUCAAGAAGAGUUGUUCUUUUAGAGAAUUGUUAGAACCUAUUUCAAAGAUUAUUUUGGAAAUAGUUUCUCGAGAUUUCAUUAUGCACCGGAUGGAAGAUGAACUUUGAAACUUUGUGGGUUAGUCUUGUUUGUUUUGGGAUUCAAUUUUAUAUGCAUUAUUCCAGUUGGGAAAUGAUAUUUAUGGCCAUUAUAAGUGCUCUCUGCUGUGCUUGGUUGUUCUGUUUUUUACAUUGGCGUAUGUACUCCGUAGUACUUUUUUCCUGAGAAAAAUGCAUUAUGCCUGGUUGAGUUCACUUAAAAAGAGCAGAAUAAACAACAACAAAAAUGAUAAAAUUGAACAAAUGAACAUUAUUUCGAUCAAUAAUAAGUAAAAGAAUUGAACUAAGAAACCAUACUAAAGGAGAGAAAUUAUGAAACAAACCCCCCCCCCCCAAAAAAAAUGCCCAGUAAGGUCAACUUUGAUAUGUUGGGUAGGUGUCAUGCACUUUCAGCGGUUGAUAUGAAAAUGGGAAAAUGUGGUCAUUGUAGACACAAACCUCUUUCAUAUAUCUAGUACCUUUUCUAUAAUGGGAAAAUGUGGUCAUUGUAGGCACAGACCUCUUAAUAUCUCAAAUCACGCACCAGAUCCCUUCACUUAUGCUGUGUAUAUUAGUUUGGCAAUUAAUUUUAUUUUAAAUGUGCUUGUUCAUAUAGAUAAAUGGAAGACGAAGUGGUAAGAAGAGAAGAAAUAGAUGAAGAAACUGAAGAAGAAUUUUAUGCAACUAUCAAGUACUUGUUGUUGGGCAUUCAAGCAACAAUGAUUGUUUUAAGAGAGGCUCUAAUUAACAUGCCUCAACGUGUGGAAGGUUCCCUUAAACGUCGCUCUGUAACUACAAAAGGAUAUCAUUAUAUACAUAGAGUGUUGAAAGAAGAUCCACAAAGUUUUCGAGAGUUGUAUAGAAUGUAUCCUGAUGUGUUUCUUAAGCUAUGUACAAUUAUCAGAGAAGGUACGCCUUUAGAAGAUACAAGGUAUAUUUGUGUUGAAGAAAUGAUAGCAACAUUUCUACUCAUUGUGGGUCACAAUGAUCGGUAUUGUAAUGUUCGCCAAAGAUUUGGUCGUUCACAUUUCACAACUAGUCAAAACUUUAACAAAGUUUUGAAGGCAUUAAACACUAUAGCACCACAAAUGAUGGUCAAGCCCGGAUUUGCUGUGCCUUCUAAAAUAAGAGGCAACACAAGAUUUUAUCCCUACUUUAAGGAUUGCAUUGGUGCUAUUGAUGGCACUCAUAUUCCUGCAAUGAUAAAAGGUCGUCAAGUAAGUAGCUACCGUAAUCGUCAUGGUGUUCAAUCUCAAAACGUUUUGGCAGCUUGCAACUUUGAUCUAGAAUUCAUAUAUGUGCUUAGUGGGUGGGAAGGAUCUGCACAUGAUUCAAAAAUGUUGAGUGAUGCCUUAUCUAGAAGAAAUGGACUUGAAGUGCCUCAAGGAAAAUAUUUUUUGGUUGACUGUGGAUUUGCUAAUCGACGACAAUUUUUAGCACCAUUUCGAGGUGUCCGAUAUCAUCUCAAAGAUUUUGGAGGUCAAGGUCGUCACCCCCGAAAUGCAAAUGAGUUGUUCAAUCUUCGUCAUGCAUCGUUGAGAAAUGUUAUUGAGAGGAUAUUUGGUAUCUUUAAAUCGCGUUUCACUAUUUUCAAAACUGCACCUCCCUUUCCAUUUGAAGCCCAAGCAGAGCUAGUGUUGGCUUGUGCGGGACUACACAACUUUCUUCGUAAAGAGUGUCGUUCUGAUGAAUUUCCUCCAGAACCAGAACUAGAGUCGUCUUCUUCAUCAUAUCUGGAUAUGGAAGAAGAAAAUUUUGAAAUACUUUCUCAAACUCAACAACAACAAAGAACAGAAGCUAACGCUUGGAGACAUGGCAUUGCUGAAGCUAUGUGGGGCGAUCGACCACAAAAUGAUGCUAAUGAGGAGAAUGAAGAAGGUUAUAAUGAUAAUGAAGUUGAAAUGGAAGACUCUGUUGUUUAAAAAUAUUAUUUUUCAAUUAUUUUUAACUUUUAGAUAAUCUCUUCUUUUGUAUUUUUUUUAUUUUCAUUGAUGAACUAGACAUAAAAGAAGAAUGGUUGA